AUGACCCAAUACACACUGCACACAUCAUGGCUAUUCGAUCCCAAGAUUAAGCAAGUCCGCCAAAAUAUCUCAGUUACCGUUGAUUCUGCAACUGGCCUGAUUACUCGGGUUUUCGAGCGCGAUGACGAGCGACAACCUUUGUCGGAGAUCAUAAAGGAGGGAGAUAUCGACUUGCGCGGAAAGUAUAUAUUGCCUGGACUAGUUGAUGCACACACCCAUGUUUUCCUGCAUUCUUACGACGAGAAAGGCGCUCUUCAGCAGAAGAGAGACGAAAGCAUGACUGAAAGAACCGUUCGUGGGGUCAAUCACUGCCGUACGGCGCUUCUUGCAGGCUAUACGACCUACAGGGACUUGGGUUCAGAAGGUAUGCAGGAAUGUGAUGCCAAUUUACGAGAUGCUAUCGCUCGGGGCUUGACUCCUGGUCCUCGCCUGUUCGUUGCGACAAAGGUGAUUUCCAGCACCGGUUCUUACGAGUGUCGCACAGAGAAUAGUGGCGGGGGCCACUGCUUACCGGCCGGUGCUGAUGCUGUUGAUGGUGUGGAGCAGUGUCGUCAGGCAGUUCGACGUCGUGUUGCUGCGGGAGCAGACAUUAUCAAGUUCUUUGCAGAUUAUAGGCGCAGAAUUAUGAGGUCUCCACCCGAGCAACAACACCCUUACAUUCCAAGUGUGCUUCAUCCUCCCAAAGAACCUAACCCUGAUUAUAUGGUAUUUUCUCAAGAGGAGAUGAACACUAUAGUUUCAGAGGCUGCGAUGGCACGCUGUCCAGUGUCUGCGCAUUGUUGCACACGUGAAGGAGCGUUGGCAGCAAUCGAUGCAGGCGUCAAUACGCUUGAGCAUGCUUAUUUCCUCACGGACGAGAUGUUGAAGCAAAUGGCAGAGAAAGCUAUAAUACUGGUGCCCACACUCUCGAUUGCUGAGAAGCUGCAUUCCCACCGCUUCGACGAUAUUUUGCGUCAAGUCAAACGAGCCCAUGAACUCGGGGUUCGAAUUGCAUGUGGUGGAGAUACAGGCACAUUUCCCCAUGGUGAAAAUGUCAGAGAGCUAGAGUUGAUGAUCAAGGCUGGCAUACCUAUUGCUGAUGUUCUUGAAUCAUGUACCGUGGGCGGCUGGGAGGCUUGUGGAGCCGAUUUAUGUGGAAGGCAAUUUGGGUGGUUUGCAGAGAAUUUGCAAGCAGACAUUAUUGCUUUGGACAAGGACCCAAUGCACAGUCCUGACGCUUUGAGAUCAGUGAACUUUGUGAUGAAAGAUGCCAAGGUCUGGAAAGUGGGUGGAGAGCAAUGUGGCAUGGUCUAG
This is a messenger RNA of Lachnellula hyalina, 1293 nucleotides long. RefSeq lists its product as uncharacterized. NCBI's taxonomy places the organism in Eukaryota, Fungi, Ascomycota, Leotiomycetes, Helotiales, Lachnaceae. The transcript has 3 exons. The record is from RefSeq and is a predicted model, not a curated record. Gene Ontology annotation, molecular function: hydrolase activity, acting on carbon-nitrogen (but not peptide) bonds. Bases 1 to 1293 code for a protein of 430 amino acids.